AUGCCCAAUCAGCUUAGGUCGCUCCUCGGCACUAUUAGGAAGAAACCCACUCGAGCAGCCGACGGGCGCCCCCCAGAGGCUGCCAACGGCCAUCCCAAUGACACCAAAACCAGCAUCAGCCAUGAUCUCGCAAAUUUGGGCCUCAAGAACGCCAGAACCAUCGUCGAGGCUAUCCCGUUGUUGGCCAGCGGAGACCCAAUCGACGACAAGGAGCUUCUUCUCGAGAACGGCGUGUCUAUGUUGCAGGGCAUGCCGUUGAACAGCAGUCUCAGCGAGAAGAUCUCCGAUGGCUUCAUCACAAUGCUCUGGCACGAUCUUCCCCAUCCUCCGCCAACUAUCGCUGGACCGACCGCCCGAUACCGUCGCCAUGAUGGCGGGGGGAAUAGUCCAUGGGACCCGGAGCUAGGGAAGGCCGGUUCACCCUACGCCCGAAACGUGCCUCCGCUGAAGCCCAAGGGCCCGAACCUGCCAAACGUUGAAGACGUGUACGAGGCACUACUCAAACGUGAAGGUCCUUUCCGAAAGCACCCGUCCGGCCUGAACCGCCUGUUCUUCUCCUUCGCUACCGUUGUCAUUCACGAGUGUUUCCAGACGUCAAGAUCGGAUCCGUGGAUCAACGAGACAUCUAGCUAUGUGGAUCUCAGCACCCUGUACGGCAACACCGAAGAGGAACAGAAAUACGUGCGCACGUACGAGAAUGGGUUGAUAUAUCCAGAUUCAAUUGCGUCCGUUCGCAUCAUGAUGAUGCCCCCCGGAGUCGUCGCAGUGAUGCUGCUCUUCUCGCGUAAUCACAAUCGAAUAGCGGAGAAUCUCUUCACGGUGAACGAAAGCGGCAGAUACAAGCCGUGGAACAAGCUUGAUGAUGCAGGAAAGAAAUGGCAAGACGAGGACAUUUUCCAACUGACGCGAAACAUCAACGUCGGCUUUUUUGCCUCUGUUGUACUCCGCGACUACGUUGCCGCCAUUCUGAAUACCCCCCGUGCUAACUCCGAGUGGUCUCUGGCUCUUGGAAAAGAUAUUAGGGAGCGUGGAAAACGAGUUGAACGUGGGACUGGCAACCUUGUGUCUGUGGAGUUUGCCGUUCUCUACCAUUGGCACGCUGCUCUAAGCGCCGCGGACGACCAAUGGAUGGAAGACAUCAUCAGGGAUGCGUUCCCCGAUCUUAACUCGGUUCAAGAACUCACUCCCGGCAUGUAUAAAGAGAUGAUGAUGAAUUACGGAUCAAAGUUUAAAGAUCAGGAACCGAGGGAAUGGACGUUUGGGGGACUCCAACGCGGACCUGAUGGACGAUUUGACGACCGAAAGCUUGCAGAUCUCAUCAAAGACUGUAUUGAGGAGCCAGCACAUGCGUUUGGAGCUCGUGGUACCCCGCAGAGUCUGAAGAUUGUUGAUAUCAUGGGCCAGUUGCAGGCGCGCGAUGUUUUCAACGUCUGCACCCUGAACGAGUUCCGUCGCUAUCUGAACCUGAAACCGUACGACAGUUUUGAGGACUGGAAUCCAGACAUCACAGUCGCUCGAGCUGCUGAACUACUCUACGGUGACAUCGAGAAUAUGGAGCUCUACCCCGGGCUUAUGGCGGAAUGCACCAAGCCCUUUAUGCCGGGAAGCGGUGUAUGUCCUGGACAGACGACUGGUCGCGGCAUACUUGACGAUGCUGUCUCUCUAGUUCGAGGUGAUCGUUUCCUGAGUUACGACUUGAACAGUAAUACGUUGACCCAUUGGGGUGCUGCAAAACUCCAAGAGCCCGCGGCGGGCUCCUAUGGCGGGGUGCUCUCGAGGCUGAUUUUCAAUGCCCUACCUGGAGGAUUCUUAGGAACUUCUUCCUACGCAUUACUGCCCUUCUAUACGCCAGAAGCCGCGAGGGAAAUCCUUAAGGGCAAUGGUGUUCUCCAUCUGUAUGAGUCGAGUCGACCCCCGAGCGACCGUGAGAUCUUCAGUAUCCAGACAAAUGAAGGUUGUAAGAAGGCUUUAGAAGACUAUGGUACCUUCCGAACGAUGUACCAGGCGGCUUUGCGCAACGUAACUGGCGGUAAUGAGUUUCUCAUCGGAUGGGAUGAUCCCAAAUGUCAUGAUCCACGGACAAAAAGCUUGCGUAAGCUGCUCUUUGAGGACGGUUUCGAACAAAAUGUGGCUGCCUUCUUCAGCACUACAAUCCAAAAGCUCAUCCAGAAAAAUUCACUCGCGACGGUCAAAGGUCGAAGGUCACUCGAUGUAAUUCGAGAUGUGACCAAUAUUGUACCUGUACUCUGGCUUGCGGAACGUUUUGCUAUCCCGUUGAAAACCACAGAGCAGCCAAAAGGAGUUCUAUCUAUCUAUGAAAUGCUCACUGCAUAUCUCACCCUGUUCAUCUACCAAAACUUCAACAUUCGUCCCGCAGAAGAGUGGAGGUUGCGCGACGCUGCAGUCAAAGCGGCAGAGCCUCUACGAAAGAUUUUUCAAACCCACCUCAAGACGCAAUCAGGGGCCGCUGAACACUUUGUCGACUGGCUUGCCAAAGGUAGUGCAUUUGAAGUUGGAACCCAUGCGGAUCGUCUUUAUCACGGCCUCAUAGAAACUAAGCUUCCUAUCGAGGAACUUGUCGCGGACUGCAUUGGAAUCAGCACUCCUAUCAUCGGCAAUCUUACACAGCAAGCAUCGCUUUUGGUCGAUUUAUACCUACGUCCCGAGUACGACGAGUCCAGGCGACGCAUCAUUCAAUUGGCACAAAGAAACGACGUAGCGUCUGGAAAAGAACUGCUGGGCUUUGUUUUCGAGGGCAUCCGACACGCAAACGCGAUACCUGGUCUCCCCCGCGUGACAACCCGCGAUGUAACCAUUAUCGAUGGCGCUCGUGGAUCCAUUUUCAUCCCGGCCGACCAUACUGUCCUCAUCGCAACCUCAAUGGCCGCCAUGGACCCAGCCGCAUUUCCAGAGCCUGAGAAGAUCAAUCCUCAUCGCCCAACGAAAGACUACAGCAUGCUUUUCGGGCAUGGUUUACACUAUUGCCUUGGACAGCACCUUGCUAGCGCAUCACUCACUGCAACGCUGAGAGAAGUCUUCAAGCUCAAGAACGUGCGGCGCGCACCUGGGAAGCAGGGUGUACUCACAACCGUCGAGUACAACAUCGGCGGACUCAGGAUGAAAAAGUACCUCGACGCUAGCUCGAGGGAAGCGGAAAUUCCGACGAGUCUAACGCUACACUACGAUGAGUAGGAGGAAGAUUCAUACAGUCCACAGUCCAUCCCACCGUCAAGGGUAGAUACAUUUGUUGCGCCGAUUGCAGAGCCCUUGAUUGCUGGUGAAGCUGUAGGAAUGGUGCCAAUCGCAGGAGUAGAAGCCAACGGUUCGGAGGAGAUGCAGGAGCUGGGGCGCUUGAUGUGCUGGGUUUUCUAGCGGCGCCGAGCUAGAAAGCCAUAAUAGAGAACAGUAGCAGUAAUCGCGAGCGGGUCGGCUUUUCUGAG
Paraphaeosphaeria sporulosa is the source of this 3440-nucleotide messenger RNA. Its product is annotated as heme peroxidase. The record is from RefSeq and is a predicted model, not a curated record. Gene Ontology annotation, biological process: response to oxidative stress. The transcript is spliced from 6 exons. NCBI's taxonomy places the organism in Eukaryota, Fungi, Ascomycota, Dothideomycetes, Pleosporales, Didymosphaeriaceae. Bases 1 to 3192 code for a protein of 1063 amino acids. Gene Ontology annotation, molecular function: monooxygenase activity; peroxidase activity; iron ion binding.